Messenger RNA from Macrobrachium nipponense, 2711 nucleotides. Its product is annotated as pre-mRNA-processing factor 17-like. Gene Ontology annotation, biological process: mRNA splicing, via spliceosome. The coding region runs from base 49 to 1707 and encodes 552 amino acids. The record is from RefSeq and is a predicted model, not a curated record. The transcript is spliced from 3 exons. Gene Ontology annotation, cellular component: catalytic step 2 spliceosome. Lineage: Eukaryota; Metazoa; Arthropoda; Malacostraca; Decapoda; Palaemonidae. Gene Ontology annotation, molecular function: mRNA binding; protein binding.
UUUUGGAUAUGUGAAGACGUUUGACUGCUGGAUUACCAUUGUAGUGUGAUGCAAUCUCCUCUGCUCCCUGGGCCACUUCUGUUUUUGCACCGGAAGAAAUUAAUGGGGCCAAAUUUGCAACGGCCAGAAAAUUGUCAAAAGAGGAAAAAAGAGCUUGACGACAGACGUCAUAUUGACCCUCAGGAAAAUGAGUUGAAGUACAACCCAAAGUAUGAAGAACUAUUUGCCCCAACACUUGGUCCACACAGGCCAGAAGACUCCAAAUACCAAGAAGUAGUUCGAAACACACUCGCUGGCUAUGUAGAACCAGCUCACUUCAAUUCUUUUGAGUUUGAAUCCCAAAGACGUACUUUCACCUCUUAUGGUUAUGCAGUUGAUCCCUCUAUAUCAGGAAAUCCUGAUGAUGGCCGUAGGUAUGUGGGUGAUGUGUCUGCAGCAAAGGAAACUUCAGGUAUUACAGUAUUUGAAACCAAACACAAACCUGACCAACCACCAAAACGUAAGCGUGACAAGAAUGAUGACGCUAGCGACAUUGAUGGAUUCCAAGGGCCUUGGGCCAAGUAUGAAAAUGAACAGACAGUAAUGAGACCCUCAGAGGAAGAGCAGCAUGCCUUAGAUGAGAUUUUGGCCAAACGACAGAAAAGAGGAAAGCAAACAGAUGACAAACCUAUUGAAGAAAAGUCACUAUUACACAUUAAGGAUGCAUACGAUUAUCAAGGACGAUCUUUCUUGCAUAUUCCCCAGGAUGUGGGAGUCAAUUUGAAAUCCCCAGAACCUCCAGAAAAAUGUUUCAUGCCCAAGAAGUUGAUUCAUACAUGGAAAGGACAUAACAAAGGAGUUUCAGCAAUACGAUGGUUCCCAAGGUCAGGACAUUUGAUGCUGUCUUGUUCAAUGGACACAAAAAUUAAAAUAUGGGAGGUUUACAACACUCGACGUUGUAUUAGAACAUAUAUGGGUCACAAGCAAGCAGUCAGAGAUGCUUGCUUUGAUAUUGAAGGUAAACAGUUCCUUUCAGCAGGGUAUGAUAGGUUUAUUAAACUUUGGGACACUGAAACAGGAGAUUGUGUAUCUAGGUUUACAAGUAGAAAAAUCCCUUAUUGUGUUAAGUUUCAUCCUGAUGAAGAUAAACAAAAUCUUUUUGUUGCUGGAACAUCAGAUAAGAAGAUUGUCUGUUGGGACAUACGGACUGGUGAAAUUGUACAGGAGUAUGAUCGGCAUUUAGGGGCAGUCAAUUCCAUCACAUUUAUUGACGAGAACAGAAGAUUUGUAUCAACAUCAGAUGAUAAGAGUUUACGUGUGUGGGAGUGGGAUAUCCCAGUGGAUUUCAAGUAUAUUGCAGAUCCCACUAUGCAUUCUAUGCCAGCAGUGACACUUUCUCCUAAUAAAAAAUGGCUGGCUUGUCAAAGUAUGGACAAUAAGAUAGUAAUAUUCUCCGCCCUAGAUCGUUUCAAAAUGAAUCGCAAAAAAACCUUUACAGGACACAUGGUUGCUGGAUAUGCCUGCACUCUUGAUUUCUCACCUGACAUGUCUUACUUAGUGUCUGGUGAUGCUGAUGGAAAAGCUUAUGUCUGGGACUGGAAAACCACUAAGUUGUAUCAGAAGUGGAAAGCUCAUGAUGAUGUUUGCAUUGGAAUACUAUGGCAUCCCCACGAAACCAGUAAGAUAGCCACUGCUGGAUGGGAUGGACUCAUAAAAUACUGGGAUUAAUGUAAUUAUCUAGUUAUGAAGAUGCUUUAGUUGUGUAUUUGGUUAAAGCUCAUAUUCUUGUUGCUUUUCGAUCAUGUAUGUUGAGCAUUGUUUUAAAACGUGUUAAAAGGUUCGUGAUAGCAGAUGUUGAUGUGAACUAUGGUCUUGGUUUUGAAAUAAUGUUUUGUCAACUUUCCUUGUAUCUGAUAAUUCACUUUUUGGAAUCAUGCCUCUCAUCAGUUUAUUAAGUUCCAAAUAUUGACAGAUGUUAACACCAGAUAGACUGAAAAUCUAUCUGUGGAACAAAAGGGAUUGUGCUACGGUUCUGAAGGGGUACAAAAGCACUUUUUCACUAAAAAUUAUAUUGGUCAUUAGUUGUGUUAUUAAUCCUAACUACCAAUUAUAUUCAAGAUAGUUUUGCUGUGAAAACAGAAGCAUUAUCAAUAAAGAGGCUGACGUUUUACUAGAUAUUUCAGUAUAUUCUACAUAUGAAGGGGGUUUGGAACCAACAAAACAUGUUUAUGCGUAGGUGUGGGCCUAUGUCUUUGUUCAAUCUAUUGUGUGGUGUUCUAAGAUGUGCAUUACAUAAUCCCAUAUGUACAGUUUGGGUAAAAAUGAUUGACGCGUCCUAUAGAUCCUACUGCAUGCAUGCAAUACCUCGGAAUACUUAUUCACUACGAUGCUGUGAUGUGCUUGAUUGAUGUUUUUAAGGGUUCUAAUACUUGGUGCGACCCCCACGCUUCUUUUUAACUGCUUGAAGUCGUCCUGGAACACUCUUGGCUAAGUUUUCAAGGAUGGUUUCGGGAAAGUUCUCCCAAAUUUCUCUGACCUCUCUCUCUAGUUUUUCAAGACCGGAGGUGUCGCAGUCCCUUAAUUGUGCUUUGAUGAUGCCCCACAAAUUCUCAAUGGGAUUGAGAUCGGGGCUAUUGCCAGGCCAGUCACCAAGAAAAGGGAUUUUACAGAAUUUAUGGAGAUCUGUGACUGUUUUUGCCCUAUGACAAGGGGCACCGUCCUGCAUGAACACC